GGCGAACUACGUGAGUCAGUGGCAUCUUCACAUGGAUCUUCCAUUCCCCAAUCGCUGGAAAAAAAUCUGUAUUCAAUCGUGAUAAGAUAAUCCCCUAAAAUCAAAGGGUUAGUCAUCAACACUAAGAGAAUUAAUACCCCCUCCAGGAUUAUAUCACGUCAUGCGUCAUGAAUAUGAAGGAAUAAUUACAAGAAUGACUGCGACUCAGUGCACAACUUCCAUAAAAUGACUUGCAGUUGAAUGCUAAUGAGCAUUAUCACUCCAGACCGAUAAAUUUCAUCAUUCAAACGGGGGAAAAAAUCAGUGCAUAUAUCAGUUAUCUACUAUGUUGUUGACACUAUUCUACAUGAUAUCAACAUGGGUACAAUCGUGGAGACUUUCAUCUCUGAAGGCUCGUAUAACAGCUGCCCUAAACCUUGGUCUCGAUGCAAGACCAUCAAUUAUGUUUUAUAUAAAACAGGAUUUCACCAAAGAUGACACAUGUAAAAAUCCUGGUGUCAGUGGUAAUGGUCAAGAUUUACUGACUUCUCAAUUGUGUCGUAAUAAAACUGCAGCAAAACUUGGUGAUCUUCUUUGGUGCCAAGGUGACAAGAGACUGUGCACCAUUUAUCCACUGCAAAUAAUUGACGUCAACGACUGGCUGCUCUACCCCUUCGGUCACACAACCUUCCCCCUCUACAUGAACAACAACGGUCACUCAUUGAUCACCGAGGAUUCGAAGAUGCAUGUGUUGAUCGAGGCUGAAAUCAAUCACUUCCACCCAAACGCCUUCACAAAAAUCGUAAAGCUCGAGGACUACGGUUUGAUCGUCGCCUGGACAGUGGAUAAGACCUUCGCUUUGAUAAUCGAGACCGAUCUCGAUCACAUGACAAAGCUGUCAAUAGCCCUGAUGCAGAGCCAGUGCUUCAUGAACAACGGAUUUCCCCUGAUGAGAAUCGAGUCAGUGGAGGUGUCUGGAAGGCCCUGCAGCUACAACCUGGGGAGCACCGUCCUCCAGGACAAGAAACUUGUCGGUAAAGCCCAGUUCGAGGCUCACGUAAGUCGCCUGCAGCACUUCAGCAGCACAGCUAGACACGUCGCCCAGCAGAGAAAGCCAUUCGAAAUUGACAAUGUACCUGGUGUAAUAAUAUCCCCUGGGAACAAUCCCCUGACCCUGCAGAUGCCCACCGUACUCGAGAUGAACCCACCCCCAGGUGAGGAUCUGACCGAUCCGUAUGUUCCGGCAGAAACCGAGGGACGUAUCACUCCCUCAACACCACCUCCCACACCAGCAGUCUUCAGGGAGGCGAAUCAGACCACUAACACCCUGGAUAACGUCUCCCUCGCCCUCACCAACAGCAUCUCAACCAGUCAGCCACACCUCAACGUCCAGAACAAUCGAGCUAAUCCACUGAAUCCAAUGAUUCCAGUCAAUGAAUCCCUCCCAUCUCCAGUCACCUCGACAGUUCCGAGAUCGUUCUCUUCUGAUUCUCAUCUGGAUGCGCCCACGGAGACGUCCAGGUACUCCCCCAGGCGAGAUAAAUCUCAGGUGAAUAGGUCAGAGUUUGAUGUCUCCGUGAAGCCACCCAACGUUCUGAUUCACGCAGACAGUGAAAUAGCAAGGGAUAAUAUCAAAUCCAUGCUGGAGUCAACUCUGAAUAGAAAUAAAUACACAAUUUACAAUCUGAGUGCUGAGGAGGCGAGGAAGGACGCCUGGGUGGGCCAGACACACCUCGUCGUCGUGUGUGGAAAUGUCGAUGGAGAGAUAAGCUCCCAGUUGCUGGAGUAUCUUGUCAAAGGGGGAAAACUCUUGACACUUUGCUCGGAUGCUCUCCAUUCCCUUCUCCCUUCCUUCAAAACUGCUGAAGUCAGGGAACACGAGCUCGCGAGGUUCUCCUAUGGCAGGUGGAGAAACGUCAGGAUGAUGCAUCACAUAUUUUGCUAUCAGGCCUCACCUGUGAAAUCCAGGUUUUCUCAGGAUCAUGAGGAUGGUAAGGUCAGUGCACCACAGCCACCAGUCUCAGCAAACGUUAGGGACAAGGCGGGGAGGAGUCAUACGUUCCAUGUGAAGGUCCUGGGGACUGAGGAGACCUGGCAUACACCCAGUAUUGUUCUUGCUGAUCUGCUCAGCUCAGGGGGAAAGGCUGUAUUCUCUCAGAUUCAUCUGGAAGCUGAUCCCUCGCAGUAUGAAGACCAGGAGGACAAGUUCAAGGCGCUCAAGGAGAGCAAUCAGGCCAGAUUGGAGAUCAUUGGGGAUCUCCUGGCUACUCAUCUGGGGAUGGAUGUCAAUGCUGACAUCGAGGCGCCGGUUUUUACCUCGGGGUUUUUUCUUGGGAGACAUGAGCUGAAACUAGAGAUGCUGGAGGGAUUAAAAGAUAAAAUAGAGAACGACAUUCUGGAGACGUCAAAGAUAAAACUACAGUUCUGCGGAGCUACAACCAAAGCUGUUCCUGCCUCAUCAUCAAUUCUGCCAAUUAUGCUGCAUCAGUGUCCUGAAAAUUUCUCCACUAUUGAGUAUUUCGAGAAUCUGAGAACGAAGGAACUGGGUCGUCUCGUCAUUUAUGGAGACGUAAUGACAUCGUCGAUGCACGUAGUCGCUGGUCAUCAGCUGCAUCACGGAUUAGUAGUUAUUCCUCGUCAACAAACACAGGGACAAGGUCGCAAUAAAAAUGUAUGGCUCAGUCCCAUAGGCUGUGCGAUGUUCACGAUGCAGAUUCAUGUGCCUGUGAAUUCUUACAUUGGUAGACAUCUGUCAAUAAUUCAACACCUGGUAGCUGCUGCCCUUGUCUCAGCGGUUAAAUCUAGACCUGGGUAUCAGGAUAUUGACGUGAGACUGAAAUGGCCAAACGAUUUUUACGCUGGGUCUCAGACUAAAAUUGGUGGACUAAUCGUGACGUCUUCUAUGCAGUCAUCAAAAGUAAUUUGUGAUAUCGGCUUGGCAAUUAAUCUUUCUAACAGCCUUCCUACGCGUUGCGUAAACGACGUGAUCAAGCAAUACAAUGAGAAACAUAAAACAAAAUUAGCACCUCUCACUUACGAACAUUUCCUUGCAAUUGUCUUCAAUGAAUUGGAGAGUCUCUACAAUAUUGUUCAAGAGGGAAAUGUGGCGCAUUUCUACAAUCUUUAUUACGAAUACUGGCUGCAUACAGAUGCAGAAGUCAGUGUAAUAUCCGCCGAUGAUACAAAGCAAGAAGUGAAAAUCAUUGGAAUCGACAAUUUUGGAUUUCUAGAAUGUGAAGAUAAAAAGGGAAAGAUUUUCACAGUCCAGCCAGACGGAAACAGUUUCGAUAUGCUAGCAGGAUUGAUAGCCCCAUCUCCAACAAGAUAAUCGAUAGGAUCGAAUGAAAAGAGGGAGCAACAGAACAAAAAUCAAAAGCCAUAAUAAUUAAGCCAUAUUAAGUUAUUUAUCAUGUGUCGUAGUAUCAUUCCAAUAGGAUAAUUCCACGACAUUUUACAUUAGGCUGUUAUAAUUUAAUUCUACGAACGUUCCAGCAGCUAUUCAAUGCUUCCGCCAACGGCCAUACGACGCUUACCAUUAAUUACUGAAUGUUAAGAGCACGUCGAGUUGUCUUGUACAAAGUUACGACCAAAGAUAUGUAUUCGUUCUAAGUGAUAGCUCAGUCUGCAGCCAUAUCUAUUACUGUUCUUAUUUAUUAAAGGGGGGUUGUAUUACUAGCGAGGUGAUAAAGUAGUUUAGUUGAUAAAUUGUUAAUUUUUUUUGAUAGAUUCUUUUCCUAAUAGAUGGGCAGAAAAACUAUCAGGUUUCUUCUGUAAACAAAUCUAUCCCAUCAAAAUGCUGCAAAGGUGCAUAACAUGAAAGAAUAUGGUGCACAAAAUAGUUUGUUCAAAUAGAAUUAAAACAGCAAUAUGAAGUGAAUAUUACGGACAUUUUCUGGGUUUUUCAUUAUUUUCUCGUGUGAUCAUUCGUCUCCAUUCAACGGGUUCGUUUUCUUCGGUUUGUUCUUGCGGUAGUGAUGGAGAGUAAACUGAGACUUUAUUUUCUCCCUUCAGAUGUGCUAUCAAGAAUUAAACAUUGUUAUACAACAUUACCUUGAAGUACGAGGAUGGUCUACUACAGUUCACCCGUUUUGAGACUAAUAUAUAAGUGUCAAUUUUAUAUAAUCUAGUGGAUCUGUUGAAUCAAAAUGUCGAAAUUUAUCUCACAUGUCUAUUAAAUGUUGUCUGUUGAAACACUAUUUUUUCUUCAUUGGCUGAAUAUGAAAACGGUCCUUUUAGGGAGUACUUACGAUUUACCUGAAUAAACAUAACAGUCAGUACAA
This is a messenger RNA of Diachasmimorpha longicaudata, 4259 nucleotides long. It is a transcript of the gene Hcs, whose product is annotated as biotin--protein ligase. Gene Ontology annotation, biological process: protein modification process. Gene Ontology annotation, molecular function: biotin--[biotin carboxyl-carrier protein] ligase activity. Gene Ontology annotation, cellular component: cytoplasm. Bases 326 to 3307 code for a protein of 993 amino acids. The record is from RefSeq and is a predicted model, not a curated record. NCBI's taxonomy places the organism in Eukaryota, Metazoa, Arthropoda, Insecta, Hymenoptera, Braconidae. The transcript is spliced from 10 exons.